AUGGGUGGGCAUAGGGAAAGACAAGAGGGGCUGGAUGAUAGGGGUGAGGCACCUCCGGCUUAUGUGGAGGGUGACAAACCGCCUAGUUUGAGAAGUGAAGAUGGAAUCGCAAUGAUGAUUUCUAAUGAAGAACAUUGCACUGCCGACAGCGCACUUAGUGCGCCAACUGCGGCGAUUCCGGGUAAUAACAGUAAUACUGCGGGACACGAUGCAUCGGGCGCGGCGUCGAGACUAUCCGCGGAACUUUCGCGACCAACUGCCACAACUGCCACAACUGCGAGCAAUUCGGGGAUUCGUACAUCUAUAGGAGGCACAUCACCACCGAUCACAAGUACAGCAGAGUCGAAUCACAAUGAGGAAUUAAGGCCGCUGAGUCGAAGUACAUCAGCACGUCCACCUCUGGGACCUCCAACAUACUCCGAAACAUUCCAAGCACAACUGGAUCUUGCAAGACCAGCUGCUGCAGUGACAGCCCCGGAUCGGUUUACUCCCACAAGGAGAUUGAUGAGUGAAAGUAGAACCUCAUCUGAAAUGUGA
Messenger RNA from Sclerotinia sclerotiorum 1980 UF-70, 537 nucleotides. RefSeq lists its product with no specific name. The transcript has a single exon. The record is from RefSeq and is a predicted model, not a curated record. Lineage: Eukaryota; Fungi; Ascomycota; Leotiomycetes; Helotiales; Sclerotiniaceae. Bases 1 to 537 code for a protein of 178 amino acids.